ACAAGAAGAAAGAAAAAAGUUUUCAUAUGAAAACUUAAUGCUUUGACAAGGGUAUUCUUUUAUCACUGCGUAAACUGCCGGGAUCCAAACCAUUUCUCACCCUUGGUGAAAAGUUUUUUUUGUUGUUGAUUUUAACAGCAUGAGUAACUGGUGGGGGACUGCUGUGGGAGUCAUUAUCCUAUUCGGGGUUUUGGAGACAUGUCAUUGUCAAACGACAGGGGACUGCUCUCUGGCUGACUCGUGUGAUGGCUGCAUCAUGGGAGACCUCUCUAUCAACCUGACGGGCUGCGUGUGGAGGCAGUGCGACAACGAUAAUUACACAGGAUGUGUUUCCGAUAGUGAGGACACUCUGGAUUGCUCUGUCUUCAAUGAUACAUCAAUAUGCUCUGCCUCUCUGACCCCAACACCUGGCAACAACGGCACAGCAAACGAUGUCACCCCAGAACCUACCCCGGUGUACUCUCAGGCAAACUUCAACCUGUCCAGUUUCAUCGGAGGUGUGAUUCUGGUACUGGUACUACAGGCAGGAGCGUUUUUUGCCAUGAAAUUUGUGAAGAGCAAGGACAGCACCUAUGAAACAAUAGAACAACCUCAGUAGUAUUUGUGAGGAAGGAGGGAGAUUGGAUGGUGCAGAGGUGAUGGAGACAGAAAGGAGGGAGUAUGGAGGAUGAAUGUGAGAAAGGGAGAGUGAUGGAGAGAAAAAAGGGCAAGAGGAGACACGAGGAGAGAGGAGAUGGGAGGGGUGAAGCAGGUGCAAAUAAGGGAAAUAAUCAGAGAGAACACACAUGAAAUGUUUAUGUAUGUUCCUGUCUUUCUUUUUAUGUUUAAGCAUUUACAUUUAAAAAAACCUUUCUGUUUGUCUUCAUUUAGUUUGCGCCCUUUAACAUGUACACUGUCUGACCAGGUACCAGCUGGUCAACUCUAUAUGAGACUCUGUGAAUGCAGUUUGUGUACAUUUGUAUGUCUGUGUGUCUUCUCAAUGACCCCACCAUACAUGCUUUCGGCUGGUGACAGUACACUACCAAGAUGUGUGGGGGGUGACUUCUUUCCCCAUGGUUUUUAGAUUUAAAGGAUGAAAAUGCAUUAUUUUUUUAACUGGGGGCCAAUUUACCCACCAGGCUUCUUUCUACUGGAGUAGUUCUCCUGUUUACAGUUUGAGGACUACAUACAGACUGUUUGAUUCCUUCAGUUAAAUUAUUAUUAUUUGUUGCUGUUGUUUUUGUUGUUGUUGUUGUGUAUCAUGAAUAUGUAUGGGUGUUUGAAAGGUUUCUUUUAAAAUACUUAAUUUAACUCAGUUUACUUAUGGGUUCAUAAACGGGCGUGAGAUGCUUUAAAUGUAACUAUCAAUAGUCAUUUGGUGGUCUUGCUUUAUUUUGUGCCUGUGGUUUUGUUAAUUCAGUUACUUUUAUGGUAUUUAAUUAAUCUGUUUGAUUGUGUGUCUUUCUCUGUGGUUUUAAAAAGGAGUGAAUGAGUGAUAUCCUCAGCCUCUUGAUAUGGGAGCAAUAAUGGCAAAAAAGUUCAUCCCUGUGCAAAGAGGUUUUGGUGAGGGGGAAACACUGAAUGUUUUCCUGGUGGACUUUGGUGCCAUUACAAAGUUUGCGUCUUGUUUUCUUUUUGACACUUUACUUUUUGUAUUGUGUGUUACUAUGGAUGGUUUUAAUUUACUGCUUUAAAUACUUUUUUUGCGGGUGCUGUUGUAUACAAAAUGUUAUUAAACAAGCUCAUGUUGAUUUUAUCCAAAUAAAGAAAUGACUGAUAAGA
Molecule: messenger RNA, 1761 nt
Organism: Conger conger (European conger)
Lineage: Eukaryota; Metazoa; Chordata; Actinopteri; Anguilliformes; Congridae
Gene: cd164l2
Product: CD164 sialomucin-like 2
Exons: 6
Coding region: 140-598 (152 amino acids)
Cellular component (GO): cytoplasmic vesicle
Source: RefSeq, a predicted model, not a curated record